AUGAAGGCCUUCCUUCAAGAUUAUUGCGUUGCCUCUUUGGAUCAUUCCGUGUCUCGUGGGUAUCUGGAUGGACUUGAGCACAUGCUCGCCCGCUUAAAUCCGUCAUCCGAUCUCGUACAAGCCGUCAAAGUUGUUGCCCUUGCCGGCUUUGCCCACAAGCAUGAGCGACCGGAUAUUUUGGACCUGUCAAAAAUGCUAAUUGUUGAUAACAGCCGUUCUGCUUGGACUGCUCAUCAUGCAAGAAAAUCUCCGCUACGGAAGGAGAACGGGACUCAUUCCAGAGGUGUCUCAGCCAUCCUCUCGACAGACCGUUCGCCUUUUGAUAUUCUUACCGGGGCACAAGUAUUCCAACUAGGAAAUCCACUCCACCUGAAUCCCGCCCAAUUACAGGAUUCACGCCACUUUGGUAUUUUGUGUGCUCCUUCAUCCGGCGCAACGGUCCAGACUCUUGACUCCCUCCUUGUCAAAUCAAGACCAAUUUUCCAAAUGGCGGAGGAGCUUCUUUCCAAUUCAAGAGAAAUAUCUGCUGACGAAUUGAGCCAAUUCAGAGCGGACGUGAUGCUUUUGAUGCGCCAAUUUGCCGAAUGGCCGGCAAAUCAACCGGAAAAGUGGUCUCCCACGACGGUUGGGUUCGUCCACCAGAGCCAUGAAGAACUGCAGGGGACGAUAUAUUGGCCUGGGCAGGUCCAUGCAUAUUUUGACCUCUACGUUUCUGGCGUAUGGAAUGCUUACCGUAAAGCUCGCCUCUUGUUCCUCGACCGUGUCGUCCGGUGUAUGAUACGUCUGGGAUUUGGAGAGGAACAAUGGCUCUGGGGUCGUUUCCAUUCUGAAGUGCGGGAACUGGCCGUUGAUGUGGCCGCUUCGGUUCCCUUUCAUUUAACCGCCACUGCUGAAAAACCUCUCCAGAUCCCACAUACUGCGACGGCGACUGCUGCCACAGCCGGCAUAUCAGUCGGUGGACUCCUCCUCCCACAUCCGCUGUGCGUUGCUUCGACACUUUCGAUAGUUCCUCCCGAGUUAAGGAUCUAUUUCAAAGGAUGUCUCGUCUGGAUCGGCCAACACAUGGGCAUUGGGCAGGCCGCUCUGCUCGCCAAGGAUCCGAAGAGCGUGCCAUAUAGCUUUAUCAAAGAUGGGCAUGUUCUUGUUUGGGCUGGGAUGCUGAUUCAACCCCAGGCCAGUUGA
Messenger RNA from Rhinocladiella mackenziei CBS 650.93, 1182 nucleotides. RefSeq lists its product as uncharacterized. The record is from RefSeq and is a predicted model, not a curated record. Bases 1 to 1182 code for a protein of 393 amino acids. NCBI's taxonomy places the organism in Eukaryota, Fungi, Ascomycota, Eurotiomycetes, Chaetothyriales, Herpotrichiellaceae. The transcript is spliced from 6 exons.